Messenger RNA from Monodelphis domestica (gray short-tailed opossum), 815 nucleotides. It is a transcript of the gene MCEMP1, whose product is annotated as mast cell expressed membrane protein 1. The record is from RefSeq and is a predicted model, not a curated record. Lineage: Eukaryota; Metazoa; Chordata; Mammalia; Didelphimorphia; Didelphidae.
GGGUGGGGAGAGGUGGAGAGUGAGUUGGACAGACAGGCAUCAGCUGAUGCUGGGACCAUGGAGGGGACAGAGGAUAUUUAUGUAAAUCAAGAUCUGCCUUCCAAGCCAAGAGCUAAGAAGAAGGAGGCCAGAACAGGUGCCCAGAGAUUUACAGAUGAGGAUUACCCCGACUAUGAGAACAUCUCAAUACCCUCAAGGAGCAAGGAUGGUGCUCUGGAGAGUCAAUCAGUGCCCAUCCAGUGUGCCCCGAGCAAACGCCCAGGACCCUCCUCCACGCAGAAAUUGAUCCUGUGUCUUUACCUCCUCCUGGGCCUGAGCUUCCUGCUGGGCAUUAUUCUCUUGUCCCUGGUCCUGGUGAAAAGCUCUGAGUUUUCCCAGAAGCUCAACAUUUUGAAGUGGGAGCUGUGGAAUGUUUCUAGCACCCUCCACAAGGAGCAUGAGAACAUAAAGAAAUUGGAGACUGAGAUUGCUGCAAUAAAUAAAAAAACUAAUUCCUAUGAAAAGAUGGCAAGCCAGCUUAGAUCAGACCUGACCAAAAAUACUAAUACCUUGGAUCGUUUGAAGAAUCAAGUGGAAAAUUUGAAUAAGGCUCCACAACCAGGACCAAAUCCCAGUGCUAAUUCAACCUGAUAAUGAAGGAGACAAGGCUUCCAUCUGGGAAACGGGGCUUGUCCUAGAAGUUGGUGAGGUUGGAUCCCUCUGGCCUCAGUUUCCCUCUUGUGAUAUGGGUGUGUUUGUGUACUUGUGAUCAGUAUGUAAUGUGCUUUAAGGUACUCAAAGGAAAAGAAAAAUUAAACUUUGGACAUCAUUCUCCA